UACUUUUAUUCAUCAGGUUUUUCAUCUUAUUAUGUUAUUUCAGUUUAUUAUUAUGUUUAAUUUUCUUAAUUUUAUUAAGGAUUUUUUAUAGAAAUUCUUAUUUAUUUUUAGCUUUUUUAUAUCAAUUUUUAAUUUUCUAGAAGAUUUUCAGACUAAUUUUUAUCAGAAAUUUAAGGCUAAAUUUGGAUAUUUUAUUAAUCUUUUGUAUUAUUAGAUUAUAUAUUUUCGUUUUUUUAGUUAUUGUUUUGGCUUUUAUUUAUAUUAGAAUUUAUAAUUUGGUUUGUAUUUAAUAUUGAGUUCUGGCUUUUAUUUUAUAUUUUAUUUUAGACAUUGUCUUUUUUUUAAUUUCUUUCGGCUUUAUAUUUGUUUGUGUUAAUAUCUUAAUUUAAAUCUUAUAUUUACUAAAUAAUUAUGUUUUAGUUUAUAUUUUUGUUAUUUUAUUUUGGUUAAUUAUUAUUAUUUAAAUUAUCAUUUACAUUUUUUUUUUUUUAACUUUACCUGCCUUUAGUUUAAAAAUCAGAUUAUUUUUGAUUAAUUUCAGAAAAACUUGCUUAUUAUUCUUAGUUUUGGAUAAAAGUUGGGAAAAUUGGAGUGAAUAUUGAUGAUUGUAUAUUUAGUUUCUUUUAAUUAAUUUUUUAUAUCAUAAAUUCUUCUGGAAC
Molecule: messenger RNA, 659 nt
Organism: Ichthyophthirius multifiliis
Lineage: Eukaryota; Ciliophora; Oligohymenophorea; Hymenostomatida
Exons: 1
Source: RefSeq, a predicted model, not a curated record